Messenger RNA from Cyclocybe aegerita, 2991 nucleotides. Lineage: Eukaryota; Fungi; Basidiomycota; Agaricomycetes; Agaricales; Hemipholiotaceae. The record is from the annotation of a GenBank genome assembly.
AUGACCCGUCCUAGUCAGCUCUUGCAUUGCUCUUGCUUAAGGCCCAAUCCCUUCUGUCAGUAUCUUGACCGCAACACCACGCCAUCGUUAGGCGAUUCUGCACAAUCUCUCUAUUUCCUUCAAUCUCUCCAUAUCGAUACAAUGACUUCAGAGGCACUCGGCGAGGGGGCAGCUACUGGGCAAGACAGCCCUCCGGCGGGUAGCAGUGGCCUCAGCAAUGGCGCCGGUCGCUCAACAUCGAAGAAGCGCAGGAUUCCUGGGGCGUGCGACAUAUGCAAGCGGAAGAAGAUUCGUUGCAACAGCGGGGAGACGCCGGAUAACAAGUGCACUAAUUGUCUGCAGUUUGGUUAUGAGUGCACUCACAAGGAGGUUACAAAAACCCUAGGCUCAGCGAAGAGCUAUGUGGAAAGCUUAGAAGCACGACUAGAGAAGAUGGACCAACUCUUGAGCAAACUCCUUCCGGGCAUCAACAUCACGGAAGAGGUUGAUCGGCUUACAGCCAAAGAAGAAGCGGAGCCAGAAGUCCUACCUCGGAACGACGACGACCAUUUGGAGAUGAUGCUCACGCUGCAGCUGAGUAGACUCAAACUCAAUCCGCCUGUGAAUCGGUUUUUCGGCAAGUCAAGUUCGAUGCAGUUGGUAUUGACAGCGUUGAAUCUGAAACAAGAAUACACUGGUGUGCCAUUGAAGCCUACAAAACGGGAAUCCGUGAAACGAAACGAAUUUUGGAGCCUGCCCCCAUGGGCCUCCAAUGAUCCCGACGAACCUCAGCCGAUAGACUACUCAUUCCCGCCUGAAGACCUCGUGCCAUCGCUCAUUGACGCAUACUUCGUGGAAUUCAACUACUUCCUGCCGCUCCUCCAUCGACCAACGUUUGAGAAAGAUGUUGCAGAGAAACUACACCUCACCGACCACAUGUUUGCAGCAACUCUGUUGCUUGUGUGUGCAUUGGGGUCGAAAUACUCAGACGACCGGAGAGUGUUGGCGGAAGGGUCAGACAACUGGCGGAGCUCGGGAUGGAAGUGGUAUGAGCAGGUGAAAGUGAUGAGGAGAUCGUUGUUCCAUCGCACGACGCUGUAUGAGUUGCAGAUGCUUGCACUGCAUGUCAUGUUCGCUCAGGCCAGCGAGACACCGCAAGGCAUAUGGUCAGAAAUCGGAUUCGCUCUUCGCUUGACACAGGAGGUGGGAGCACAUCGAAAGAGGCACAGGGCAACGGAACCGAAUGCGGAGGAUGAGCUUUGGAAACGGGCAUUCUGGGUCAUACUCUGCUUGGAUAGACAUGUCAGCUCGUCGUCUGGAAGAGCUUGCGGGUUGCACGAUGAAGAUUUUGACCUAGAAAUGCCCAUAGAGUGUGAUGAUGAAUACUGGGAUACCGGCUUUGAACAACCUGAAGGCAAACCAUCUUCGAUUUCGUUCUUUAACAACUAUAUUCGACUCAUGGACAUCUUGGAAUUUGCUAUGCGAACAAUUUAUUCUAUCAAACGGCCUGGGACAGCAUUGGGCAACACUCCACAGAGGUCGGAACAACAGCUUAUCGCAGAGUUAGAUUCAGCAAUGAAUAGUUGGAUGGAUGCAGUUCCUAAUCAUCUCAGAUGGAGUCCAAACCGAGAGAAUCCUACCUUCCUUAAGCAAUCCGCCGCGCUUCAUGCAACAUACUACUACCUUCAGAUCUUUAUCCAUCGACCCUUUAUCCCGUCACCGCGUAACCCAGCCCCAAUUGCGUUCCCUUCAUUGGCGAUCUGUACGAAUGCAGCACGUUCUUGCUGCCAUGUUCUUGAAGCAUAUCACAAAAUUGCUGCAUUGCAUUCCGCAGCGCUUCAAAAAACGCUAUUUACCGCAGCCGUCGUUCUCCUCCUCAACAUCUGGAGUGGGAAGCGUUCUGGGUACGCACCGAACCCGAAGAGAGAGAUGGAGGACGUGCAAAAGUGUAUGCAAAUAUUUAAAGACCUUGAAACGCGGUGGGCAUCGGCGGGGCGUCUAUGGGACAUUCUCAGGGAGUUGGCUUUUGCAGGCGAUGUAUCGAUACUGAAUCAACCAGCACCACCACCAGCACCUACGCCUGUACGAAACAAACGACCUCGAGAAGCAGACGAAUCAGAGUGUUCGACACCGACCUCUUCGACUGCCGAUUCUCCACCUCCGUCGGCAACUGAUCCGCCGCGCAUGGCUGGGAAACGACGUGUUUCAAUGAGCCCUAGGAGCAGUUUGAAUGGCAGGCGGGCGACUUCGGAGGUUCGGCCGAAUGUGUCACCUCUGGUCGCUCACAAGACGGAAGCAGCCCCAUCUCCGACACCGCUCAACUUUUCGCUGCCCAUGUACAGCAACGAACUCGGUAGACUCCCGAUAUAUGGGCAGUUCAACUUCCUCGACCCCAGUGGAUCACCAAGUCCGACCCUGUUGAAUUCAGCGGCUCAUCCGAUGCCGAUGGCCACUUUUGGAGGGUUUCCUGGAGCGAAUCCUAUAAACCCGGUGGCGGCUGGUCCCGGCGGCCCACAACCAUUUACGUUCGACCCCUUUAUCCUUUCGAGCCUUCCUGGGGCAGCCACGAACACGGUGGACACUUCACAGCCGACCUUACACCCUUACGUUAUGGAUGCCCUUUUUAAUGGCCAGACGAUCCAGAGCUUAGGGUUCAUGAACCAUAUGAACUCGUUGCUGCAAAGUAUUCCUCCUGGUGCCAAUCCCAACCCACCUCUUUCUUCGAUGACACCUGCUGAUUUCGCCGCGCUCCUUGCAAACUCGGGGGGCUCCUUUGGGGGCGGAGGGGAAGCCAGUGGUCCUAGCGAUAUUGAUGGUUCGCCUGCUGGAACAGAGGCUGUGCCUAUGCCGAUGGAUUCGAUUUCUUCGAGGUUUGGUACGAUGUCCGCUAUGGAUGUUGAUACCAUGACAAUGUGGUCCACUGCCCCGACGAGUCUCGAGUUGGAUGACUGGAGCUCUUACAUCUCCAGUGUCGAGCAGAUGACGCAAGGACAAACUCAAGCGGAGAGUUGA